Molecule: messenger RNA, 1126 nt
Organism: Penaeus vannamei (Pacific white shrimp)
Lineage: Eukaryota; Metazoa; Arthropoda; Malacostraca; Decapoda; Penaeidae
Source: RefSeq, a predicted model, not a curated record
CUUCAGUAUCAGGAAAUAUGUUUAAUGACCAGAUAGAGAAAAUAUCAAGCAAUGUGCCUUCAGAUAUUUCAUCAGAGGAAACGUCAAAUAAAACGGCGCCUGAACUACCGAUGGAAAGAUUCUGCAGCACAAAUAGAGACAUUUCCGCCAAAGAAGUGGAGGUUCUAUCAAGUCAAGUCCCGUCUAAAGAAUCCUCUCUGAAGAGGUCGAGGAACCUAUCUAGUGAGGGAGAAUCUGAGGAUUUAUUCGAAAAGAGAGCUAGGGUUUCAGCAGAGGAAAUUGGUACAGGAGGGCAAGAAAAGGAAAUGUUUCCUGUUUCACCUGUUAUGUCACCAAUUACACAAGACAUGCCACCUGAGGCUCCAUCAGGAGGAACUAUGACAGAAACAAAUGUAGAAUGCGGGGUCUCGCCUAAUGAAGAUAAGUCAGAAGGCCAAGUAGCAGAGGAAGAGGUAGAGAAAUCUGAUGCCAACAUGACCAGUGAGGAAUCCAUGGAUGUUCCAAGUGUGGAAUCUGGGAAAAUGUCUCAGAGGUCAUCAUCUGUGCCAGAUCAACAGCAGGUGUCAAUCGCUGUUGAUAAAGAAAAAAGUUCUGAAGGCGACAGGUGUUCAAUUUGUGGAAAAAGAAAUUGUCCUUCAGAUCCUAAACUGCGUUCGAAAAUAACCACUACCAGUGAGAAAUCCACAGAUGUAACAACUGCAGAAGCUGAGAAAAUGUCUCAGAGUUCAUCUGUGCCAGAUCAACAGCAGGUGUCAGUUGCUAUUGCUGAAGAAAGAUCUGAAGGCGACAGGUGUUCGAUUUGUGGGAAAAGAAAUUGUCCUGCAGAUCCUAAACUGCGUUCGAAAAUAAGCCAAAUGCCCAUGCCCCAAAAGUCACUUGUUGGGAAACAAAGUCUCCACGAAAGUCCAAGUUCUCCCAGGUUAAUGUUAUGAAGGUGAAGAAGACGAAGACUCCAUUCAAACACUGCAUUUAUACUCGAAGUUUAACAAACAGAUUGGCUAAACGCAUCGCUAAUCACACACCACUUCAUGUCUUCAAGUUAAAGGGUCAGCUCUUCAAAGCAGUGGAAGAUGGAGAUGUGGUAAAAGUGCAGGAAUUAAUACAAGAUACAGGAGCAGCUGUGAGG